Molecule: messenger RNA, 699 nt
Organism: Schistosoma turkestanicum
Lineage: Eukaryota; Metazoa; Platyhelminthes; Trematoda; Strigeidida; Schistosomatidae
Source: the annotation of a GenBank genome assembly
UUCUCUCUUUGAUACACUUUCACUUAUCAACAUGAUGAUCUUCAUCAAAAUGAUUAUGUUGUUGUGUUUCGCAUUGUAUCUAAUAUUUCCAGAGCAGGUGAUGUCGGAAACAACAUCAACAGACAAUUCAAAAGAUCAAAUGAACAAAAAAUCCACCAGGACAACAGAUGACGAUGAUGAUGACGAUGAUGAUGACGAUGAUGAUGACGAUGAUGAUGACGAUGAUGGUCAAAGUGGUCGCACUGAUGAUCCUGAUGAUGAUGAUGAUGAUGAUGAUGAUUAUGAUAGUUUCUUAAAUCGUUUAUACUUGCUCAUUCUUGGAUUACUGACGAGAUUGUUUGGCAUUCAAACUGGAGUGCCUACAAAUGGUACUACUACUACUACUACUACUACUGAAGUUCCUACGACUAAUAUGUAAAACAUGCUUCCUUCAAAGUUCAUAGAAUGAAAUUGUUAUGAUUCAAUCAACAUAAUUUAUUAAUUAUAUUGUUGUGUAAACUAUUGGUGAUAAUCGAUCCAUGUGUAAACACACAAAUUCAAUUCAAUGUUCAAUGCUCUAUCUAGUUCUUUUUUUUCUAUUUUAUUAAUUUCAAAUUGUAUGAAAGAAAAUCUGUUUCUUAAAAAAAACUAAUACAAUAAUACUUCAUUUUAGAAUAGAUUAAUUUUUAAUCAUUGAAAUAAAAAGGCUAUUAUUAUGUU